AUGGGACUUCUGGCCUUGCUGCAUCCCCAAGCCAGAGGCAGUCAAGGGUCGGAGAGAUUCAGAGCGAAGGACGCCCCCGCCCCUGCCGCACAGGCUUCCUUGGCGAACGCACCUCUUCCCUUUGGGAUCCCAAACGCCCCCGCCCCACCCAUCCCCAGCAAGGGCGCUGUGGAAGGAGUUUUGGGUCUCCCAGCAAGCCGGAGCGACUCCCCCUGCCUGAAGGGGGAAGGGCAGCGUCCCUCCUUGGGGGCCCUGGAGCCGCCCCGGGGCCAGCAAGCGCCCGCCCAAGGCCCUGCGGUGGCCGGCCCGCUCGACUGGCAGCCCCGGGGCGGCAGAGCCCGGCUGGACGGCUCCCUGGGGCGGGGGCGGCGGCGGGGCCUGGGGAGGGGUCGAGCCGCUCCCCUGCGCAGGCUCUUCCCGGUCCGCGGCGGCCCCCCCUCCUCCGCCGGGCGGCCAGCGAGGGCGGCUCCCGCUUGGGCCCGGUUCAGGAAUGCAUCUCCGCCCCGGGCCUCCCGCGGGGCCGCCGCGCUCCCGGCCCCCGCCUCCGGAAGGAGCCGCGGCCCCCGCGGGGCUGGAGCGGCGGGCGGCGUCUGGCCCGGCAGGGCCCCCCGUGGCAGGAGGCUCCCCGCGCCCGGGUGCGCCGGGCCGCCCCCCGCCCCCCCCGGACAAAGGGGUCGCCCCCCUCCGUGCCCCCGCCGAGGGCACGCAUGCGCGCCCCUCUCCCCGAGGCCGGCCGCGAGCCCGACGGGGCCGCAGCAGCCUCGGGGGACGCGCAGCCAGCCCCGCCCGCCCGGGGAGGGGAGGGGGGACGCGGCGGCGGCGGCGGCGGCGGACCCCCGGGCUGCACCCCCGCUCUGCCGUCUUGGCCCGCCCCGGCCCGGCCCGGCCCAGGAAGGGGGCGGGCAGGGGUCGGGCGCCGCCCCUGGCCGGCGGGCGGGGGGCGAGCAUCGGGCGCCGCCUCCCAGCUCCGGCCCUGCAGAAGGGCUCCGGCGGAGGCCGCGCGGGUGGCGGCGGCGGGCGGCGGGCGGCGGGCGGCGGAGGGCGCUGUCCCGCGGAGCCGCGAGCGCGCAGGCCGACCAGGGCGCCGUCCCGAGCAGGCAGGCGGGCAGGCGGGCAGGCGGGUGGGCGAUCGCCGCGCUCGGCAGCCCCUCCGCGCCCCAGCCGGCGCCCCUCGGCGGCCCUUCCCCGCCCGCUCGCCCGCGCUCCGGGGCGCAGAUGCGGCGCUGCGGAGGGGCGCCCCGUGGGAGCCGCUGGGGCCGGCCGACCCCCGCCGCGCCCCCGCCGCUCUGA
This is a messenger RNA of Euleptes europaea (tarantolino), 1290 nucleotides long. Its product is annotated as basic proline-rich protein-like. NCBI's taxonomy places the organism in Eukaryota, Metazoa, Chordata, Lepidosauria, Squamata, Sphaerodactylidae. The transcript is spliced from 3 exons. The record is from RefSeq and is a predicted model, not a curated record. The coding region runs from base 1 to 1290 and encodes 429 amino acids.